AAACGGUGCAUGUAAUUUUAAUGUCACUGUCAGGCCUACACUUAAUAUUUGGUUUAGAUAGAUUUAUUGUUUAGGUUUUACAUAAUUAAGCUUAACAGUAUGUAUAGUUCGAAAGAAUAGGUUUUGUUGAAAUCGCAUUUAUUUUGUCUCACUAAUUUUUAGCCAGCGCCUAGCGACACUAAAGUAAUACUAAAAAUAUUAUUUCUCACCCUGACCUGUUUGAAGCUGAACUUUGAUUUGGACUUUACUUUUAUAUUUAAUUUAUUAGUCUUACCGAUUCUUCAGCGAAAACAACGAACGGAUCCAAUUAUUAACUUAAACAUUUGUUAGUCCUAUGGUUUCUAUGCUGAGGUGUAAACAAAUUUCAUUGUUUGGUUCAAAUAUUUAGUUUUUACUAAUUGUUCGCAUUUCAAUUCAAAUAACAUAAAAUUAGAUUGAAGUUUUCAAAAUGUUUUUCCAAAAAUCUCUACUGCUAGUGACGUCAAAACUGGCAUUAUUGGUAUUAGUAAUAUUGGUCUCAAGCAGUGUAGGACUAGGAAACAAGGGAAAGUUGACACGAAAGCUGAACAUGACUCUCAAUCCCAAUUGCAGUUUACCAGAAUGUAAAGGAGAAACGGAUAAUUCCAUAAAUCUAGUCCAUGUGACAGCAGAAGGAGAUUCAGAUGUUUUACACUAUGUUUGGAGUUCUGUUGGAGCACCAUCUGUGUUGAUUGCAUGUACAUCUUUAAAUUCAACACUAGAAAUAGACUGGAAGAACUUGUUAAAUGAGUCAGAAGUUGAAGGUUCUAUUAAUUUUUCUGAAAAACCGUAUUAUUCUUUAGGUCUUGUUCUUGCAAAGAUUUGGCAGUUCAAUGAUACAGAGGACGUAGGAAAACUUGAUUCAGGGUCAAACAUUUCAUUUCCGUUACCCUUAAUGGAAAUGCAAUGGGAGAAUAUAAACAGGACCAUGCAUUGCAGCAACAACCAUUGUUCUGCAGUUUUUCAUACUCUCUCUAGUGAUCCAAAAUAUUUCUUACCAAAUGGUUCAUUUUCUUUUGAGGUGACUGCUCAUUCACAUGAUGGAAGGAGCAAUAUAUUACCUCAUUUGGACCACACUGCUAACAGUUCUCAGCUCAACAUUGUGUUGAAUGGAAUGAAUUCAGAGUUUAAUGGGAGUCGUUUUGCCUUGGAGUUUAUAUUAAUCGGUUCCGACACCAUAACCGAGAAAGAAAGUAAUGUAGAAAUUGAAAGCCAAAAAUCUAUUGAUGAUGAAUAUACACCUGGUAUUUUUGAGAGAGAUGUUUUGAUGACCCCAGCUUCACAUUUCACUGGCUCGGGAGGAUAUUUACAAUGGAAACCAGUUUGUUAUACUAAAGAUGAAAGAACAAUAGCACAUUCAACAGAAUCGUAUAGUUAUGGCAUACAGAAAACUAAUAACUCUUUGCCUUUCAGUAUUACAAAAGCUUUUUUUAACUCCUCUCUUCCUCCCAACUCAUUGUCAGCAUUUAAUAUUUCUUUUGGCUCUAGUGGAGAUGGAUUUUAUCUAAAAACUAAUUACACCUCGUGGUCAAUGACUGUAGGAUAUGGCAGACCUCCUUCAGAUCAGUUUUCAUUGAUGAUUAUUCUCAUUAUUUCUAUUGGAUUAGGAACUCCAUUAAUUUUAAUGGUUGUUUGGGGGGUGGGCUUUUGUGUUCAAAAAUUCACGCGUAAACAAGAUGACUUGCUUUUAAGCAGUGAUUGAAGGUAAUUCACUUUGUAUGUAAAUAGAAUUUCUCAGUAAAUGCCAAAGAGCAAGAGAAACUAAAAUAAAGAGUAUUAGUGUUACCUAGAUGUAAUCCACUUAAAAUAGAUACAACAUUUUGAAAUAAUUGCAAGGUGUUGACUUGAUAAAUUAUUAGGUUUUUAGGUGAUGAAAUUUAAGAUCGUCUUGAGAAAAAAAAAUAUUUGUGUUCAAUAAUAACAGUCCAAUUACACAUUUCAGCAGUCACCAAAAAGUAUUGUUUAUAUUUCUAUUGAGAUAAAAUGAAAAUAUGGGAUUUAUAGAUGCUCUUUUUUUUUUUUAUGAUCUUGAAACUGACUUCUGAAGUAAUAAUCUUUAAUAUAUGUGAUAAUAUAUAACGAUUGCCGGAUAUGUGUAUGUAUCCAUCCUUAGGAACCUGGGACUAUGUCUAACAGCCUUAAAAUUUUUUUUUUUUUCAUAUCUUUCAGUUUAAUGUUAUGUAAGGCUUUUCUCACAAAUAUGUUUCACAUGUGAUUACCUGUGCUGAUACUAAUGUGUGUUUUUAUAAGUUGUUUACUCAAGACUUUUUGAUAAGUAUAUUUUUUGUCUAACAGUAUGCAGAAGAUUUUGCUUAUAUGUGGUUAUUUGAGUAUGAUUUAAUUUUUUUACCUGAAAUUAACUAGAAGAGUGGUCAAGAUAAACAGAAACACUCAAUUGUGAAUAAUUAAUAAUUAUAUUUUUAUAAAAGAAUAGCUGUGGCAUUUGUAUUAAAUUGUAAUGAAACCACAUCUUUGAGCAUUUUUUCUUAAAAAAAAUUGAAUUUAUUCAAAACUUUCGGUGUGAACAUAAGUAUUAAAUCCUAAGUGGCAUAAAAUUGUUAUUAUUAGUAUUUUGUCCAAAUAUUAAGCAUCAUUUUUAAAACAAUAUAAUUUUUUUUUACAUUUUGCAAUCACUGAAAAGGGCAAAAUUUUACUUAUCAAUAAUGCAUGGAUACAAUACCCUUUUUAUUUGCACUAAAGAAUUUGAAUAAACCUAUACAUUCCUUUGUUUCCUUGAACCAUUGUUUUAUGUAUGUUUAGAUUUGCAGUGAAUUCACUUCAGUGUUCAAUAUGACUGUAUCCUUCAUUCACAAACUUUAGUAAAUAUUAGCACAAUGAAUGAUAAAUAGGACUACUGUGUAAAAUAAGAUGUUUUUCAAAUUACCUGUAGAAAAAUAUUUUGCAAAUUCUAAGUCAAUAAUGUAUUGCAGAAAAGUGAUGCCUUAUAUAUAUUGGAAGUUUUUUUUUUUUACUCUUAACACAGUGCACAUUGAAUUAAAGCAGAAUCAGUCAUAAGAUUAUCAAUCAUCUGUUAUUUAAAUGUUGUAAAAGUGCAUAUCCAUGUACUCAUAAUUUUGGGCCACUUACGAUUUUUAAUUACUUAAAAAGCUGUAGGAUAAAGUUGAAACCAUAGAUAGUAGAAAAAGUUUAACUAAAUCCCUUUCUUACAUUUUACUUGGUUACAUUAAAUCUGUGGUAGCAAGCUAAAUACUAUUCUGUAUAACAUAAGAAUUUGUACACACAUUUUUUGUUAUUCUUAGUCUUAAAUAUUACUCAUGAAAGUGUGAAGAACUUAUGCAUUUAAAAGUAUUUUUAUAGUAGUAUCAUAAAAAUAUUUCUAGUUUAGAAAUGAUGAAACAUGCAAUGCAACAAACAUUCUGAUAGGUUUCUGAAACAAUAACUAUUCAAUACAGCAAGCAAAAUUCGAUUUGGUUUUGUUUUAAACUGUGUAUUUACCUUUGGUGACUUUAUUAGUAUUAAAUUUAUGGGUCUUUGGAUGCCUGACUUACUAAGCUGUUUAAAAAGUUGGUAAAUAAAAUAUAGUAAGGCCAAAGCUGUUAAAUAUAUUCUUCAUUCACAUCUAAUGUUUAGUAUGGCAGUUAUGUGGCUUGUGAACUGAUUUUUAUUACACUUUUCACAACAGUAGUUUUGGGAUAAAUAGCAAAAUGGAAAAUUCUGGUAUUUUGUUUUAGGUUUACCUGAAUGUUUUUUUUUUAUCUAUUUUUUCAAAACUUGUGUCAAAAAGUAGAUACAAAGAAAUCCAUUGGCACAAUAUAUAUACAGGCUCUUCACAAGUAUGGUAAGUGGUGUGGGUGUAAUAGUAUGUUAAAUCUACUGUAAAAACAUAGAAUUGUGCUUGAUGCUUUGUCAUGGUUCAUUUAUAUCUUGUUUGUGCUCUGUAUGAAGUUAUUAGAAUUUUUAUGUUAGAAGAAUAUGGGAUAUCUUUCUCUCUCUCUCUCUCUUCUUUUUUUUAAUAUUAGGAAUUUACUUUUGUUAUUUUGAAGUACAACUAAUUCAAGGAUAAGAAUACCCAGUGAAUGAAUUAUUCCAUUUUCCCAUCUGUAACAUGUAUAUCCUCUGAAUAAUUUACAUUAUAAAUUGUUUCAUAAUAUUUAUUUAAAUCUAAUAAAAAAAAGUCUUUUGAACAACAAAUAGCUAAAACUUUUUUUGUAGCUGAUCUUAAGGGUAACUUUAAAUACAGGCUUAUUUUAUAGCAAUCCAAAAAUUACUUAAAACGUUUGGGUACUUUCAGAGUGUUGUGGAUUUUUAAUUAGUAGCUUACUUUUACUCCUGCUAAAGAAAGAAACAACUUUUGGGAAGAGCUAAAAAGUUUUUGAUUGUUAUCAUUGCUUUAUACUGCUAUCUUGUUCAAAAUGUAAUUGUAUUUUAAUUUUAAGAUAUUUAAGUGAGAAUUUUUCUUUCAUAUUUUUUCUGAUGCUGAAAGGUUGUCCAGUGUUUCACAAAAUUUAUACAUAUAACCUAUUAGAUAUAUUUCACAAGGUUUCUGACAUAUUUUCUAUUUUUGCAAUUCAUGUUUUAACAUCAGUCAUUCGUACCAAGGUAUAUCUCUACCCAUUCUGACAAUACACAUAUUCAUUAUUCAGUCUCGGAAACAUUUGUAAGGAUAUUUUUUUCAUCUGUAAGUGAAGACAAACCACAGUGUUCUGAAAUGUAUAGAAAUCUCUUAAAAACUUGAAAAUAAUUAAAAAGAGGCAAUCAUUUAAAAAAAUAAAAUCAUCAACAUAAAAAUCAAUAAAAUUAGAUCUUUGUUUGCUUACAAGUUUAAAGUGUCAACAUUCAAAGUGUUUUACAGAUUUGUUCCUAUAUUCUGAAAACAUUACUUCAUACAAGAAUAAAAUAGUAUUUAAUUUUCACAAAAUUGUAAGUUUCUUAAAUUAUGGAAUACACACUUAAUUUUUAGCACUGAAAUUAAAAUAAUGAAUAUUGUUUUUAUAUAUGAUGAUUUAGAGUUAAAUUUUAUAAGUGGGUUGUGUCAAAUAGUUCCCCUAUUUCAUAUUAUGUAAGAAAAUGUAACCAUCUUGGAAAUUUUCGUUCUUGCGUGGUCUUAGAAUACAUUUAUGUCUUGCACGUAUUUAUGGUGUAGGAGGCUUUGUUAAGUAUUCAACUCACGAUUUACUUAAGACAAAUAUUAAUAAAUUACAUUUAAUUGAAAACAUUAAAAAUGUGAACCACUUGUUCAGCUUUUGGAUAAAUUGUCUGGAGAUAAAUGCUUUGGAAAA
Messenger RNA from Limulus polyphemus (Atlantic horseshoe crab), 5258 nucleotides. Its product is annotated as glycosylated lysosomal membrane protein A-like. Bases 449 to 1720 code for a protein of 423 amino acids. NCBI's taxonomy places the organism in Eukaryota, Metazoa, Arthropoda, Merostomata, Xiphosura, Limulidae. The record is from RefSeq and is a predicted model, not a curated record. Gene Ontology annotation, cellular component: lysosome. The transcript has 6 exons.